Molecule: messenger RNA, 1581 nt
Organism: Hypoxylon fragiforme
Lineage: Eukaryota; Fungi; Ascomycota; Sordariomycetes; Xylariales; Hypoxylaceae
Exons: 4
Coding region: 1-1581 (526 amino acids)
Biological process (GO): acetate metabolic process
Cellular component (GO): mitochondrion
Molecular function (GO): acetyl-CoA hydrolase activity; acetate CoA-transferase activity
Source: RefSeq, a predicted model, not a curated record
AUGGCGUCGCCAAUUGCAUCCGCAGCUCUCAAAGCUCGCGUUUUUCGACCGUCUAUGCUGAAGAAGCUAUGUCGACCUGAGGACAUGCUACACCAUUUCCCCAAUGGCGCCUACAUUGGCUGGUCCGGGUUCACGGGUGUGGGCUAUCCCAAGAAAAUGCCCACUUUCUUGGCAGAUCACGUAGAAAAGAACAAUCUACAGGGCCAGCUACGUUACACAUUAUUCGUCGGAGCUUCAUCGGGAGCUGAAACGGAGAACCGAUGGGCUGAACUAAAUAUGAUUGAGAGACGAAGUCCUCAUCAAGUCGGCAAAGCUAUCGCGAAGGGUAUCAAUGAGGGGAGAAUUCAAUUCUUCGAUAAGCAUCUUUCCAUGUUCCCUGUAGACUUGGUAUAUGGCUUUUACACCAAAGAUCGGCCCAACAACAAAUUGGAUGUUGUAGUGGUGGAAGCAACAGAGAUCAAGGAGGACGGUAGUAUCGUUCCCGGCGCAUCUGUUGGCGCAACACCCGAACUGGUCCAAUUAGCAGACAAGAUCAUUAUUGAAGUCAAUACGGCUAUUCCUAGCUUCAAUGGACUUCACGACAUCACAAUGACCGAUCUACCACCGAACCGAAAACCGUACUUAAUUAUGGACGUCGAAGAUCGCAUCGGCUCUACAUCUAUCCCAAUUGACCCCGAGAAGGUCGUGGGUGUGAUCGAAUCCGACUACCCUGACCAAACGACGGAUAACACACCUGCUGAUGAAUCUUCGCGCGCGAUCGCUAACCACUUGAUCGAGUUCUUCGAGCACGAAGUCAGCCACGGCCGCAUGCCCAAGAACCUGUUACCCCUACAGUCAGGUAUCGGCAAUAUCGCGAACGCCGUGAUCGGUGGUCUUAGCGAGUCCAACUUCUGGAACCUUAAGGUGUGGACCGAAGUGAUCCAGGACACCUUCCUGGACCUCUUCGACUCCGGCCGCCUCGACUUCGCAACUGCAACCUCGGUCCGCUUCUCCCCCGACGGGUUCAAGCGCUUCUACGAUAACUGGGAGUCGUAUCAUAACAAGUUACUACUCCGAUCGCAGCAAGUGUCUAACUCGCCCGAGAUCAUCCGCCGACUAGGCGUCAUCGGAAUGAACACGCCUGUCGAGGUGGACAUGUACGCGCACGCAAACAGCACCAACGUGAUGGGCAGCCGUAUGCUCAACGGCCUCGGCGGGUCCGCCGACUUCCUGCGCUCUUCCAAGUACAGCAUCAUGCACACUCCCUCGACGCGCCCCUCCAAGACCGACCCCAUCGGCGUCAGCUGCAUCGUCCCCAUGUGCACGCACGUCGACCAAACCGAGCACGACCUCGACGUUGUCGUCACCGAGACCGGUCUCGCUGACGUCCGCGGCCUCAGCCCCCGCGAGCGCGCGCGCGUCAUUAUCGAUAAGUGCGCCCACGAGGAGUACCGACCUAUUCUCAAGGGCUACUUCGAGAAGGCGGAGUACGAGUGCUUGAAGAAGGGCUGGGGCCACGAGCCGCAUUUGCUGUUCAACAGUUUCGAUAUGCAUAAGGCGCUUCUGGAACAGGGGAGUAUGCGGAAGAUUGGGAAGUGGUAG